AUGGCUCAAUGGGUGUUUUCAGUGUGGACACGGAAGAGACACAUUUUUAUCUUUUUAAAUAUGAUCUUCGUUUCUAGAGUCUUUGGGUUUCGAUGGUUUCCUAAAACUCUACCUUGUGAUGUCGAACUAGAUAUCCCAAAGAACCAUGUGAUUGUGGACUGCACAGACAAGCAUUUGACCGAAAUCCCUGAGGGUAUUCCCACUAACACCACCAAUCUCACCCUUACUAUCAACCACAUACCAAGCAUCUCUCCAGAUUCCUUCCGUAGGCUGAACCAUCUAGAGGAAAUCGAUUUAAGAUGCAACUGUGUACCUGUUCUACUGGGGUCCAAAGCCAACGUGUGUACCAAGAGGCUGCAGAUUAGACCUGGAAGCUUUAGUGGACUCUCUGACUUAAAAUCCCUUUACCUGGAUGGAAACCAACUUCUGGAGAUACCUCAGGAUCUGCCAUCCAGCUUACAGCUUCUGAGCCUUGAGGCUAACAACAUCUUCUCCAUCACGAAGGAGAAUCUAACAGAACUGGUCAACAUUGAAACACUCUACCUGGGUCAAAACUGUUAUUAUCGAAAUCCUUGCAAUGUUUCCUAUUCUAUUGAAAAAGAUGCAUUCCUAGUUAUGAGAAAAUUGAAGGUUCUCUCACUAAAAGAUAACAAUGUCACAGCUGUCCCCACCGUUUUGCCACCUAAUUUACUAGAGCUCUAUCUUUAUAACAAUAUCAUUAAGAAAAUCCAAGAAGAUGAUUUUAAUAAUCUCAACGAGUUGCAAGUUCUUGACCUAAGUGGAAAUUGCCCUCGAUGUUAUAAUGUCCCAUAUCCGUGUACACCGUGUGAAAAUAAUUCCCCCUUACAGAUCCAUGACAAUGCUUUCCGUUCAUUGACAGAGUUAAAAGUUUUACGUCUGCACAGUAAUUCUCUUCAGCAUGUGCCCCCAACAUGGUUUAAAAACAUGAGAAAACUCCAGGAACUAGAUCUCUCCCAAAACUACUUGGCCAGAGAAAUUGAGGAGGCCAAAUUUUUGAAUUCUCUCCCCAAUCUUGUCGAGUUGGAUUUUUCUUUCAAUUAUGAGCUGCAGGUCUACCAUGCAUCUAUAACUUUACCACAUUCACUCUCUUCGUUGGAACACUUGAAAAUUCUGCGUGUCAAGGGGUAUGUCUUUAAAGAGCUGAAAAACUCCAGCCUUUCUGUAUUGCGCAAGCUUCCUAGGCUGGAAGUUCUUGACCUUGGUACUAAUUUCAUAAAAAUUGCUGACCUCAACAUAUUCAAACAGUUUGAAAACCUCAAACUCAUAGACCUUUCAGUGAAUAAGAUAUCCCCUUCAGAAGAGUCAAGAGAAGUUGGCUUCUGUCCUAAUGCUCAAACUUCUGUAGAUCAGCAUGGGCCCCAGGUCCUUGAGGCCUUACACUAUUUCCGAUAUGAUGAAUAUGCACGGAGCUGCAGGUUCAAAAACAAAGAGCCACCUUCUUUCAUGCCUUUGAAUGCAAACUGCCACACAUAUGGGCAGACCUUAGACUUAAGUAGAAAUAACAUAUUUUUUAUUAAGCCUUCUGAUUUUCAGCAUCUUUCAUUCCUCAAAUGCCUCAACUUGUCAGGAAACACCAUUGGCCAAACUCUUAAUGGCAGCGAACUCUGGCCGUUGAGAGAGCUGAGGUACUUAGACUUCUCCAACAACCGGCUUGAUUUACUCUACUCAACAGCCUUUGAAGAGCUCCAGAGUCUUGAAGUUCUGGAUCUAAGUAGUAACAGCCACUAUUUUCAAGCAGAAGGAAUUACUCACAUGCUAAACUUUACCAAGAAAUUACGGCUUCUGGAGAAACUCAUGAUGAAUGAUAAUGACAUCUCUACUUCGGCCAGCAGGACCAUGGAAAGUGACUCUCUUCGAAUUCUGGAAUUCAGAGGCAACCAUUUAGAUGUUCUAUGGAGAGCCGGUGAUAAUAGAUACUUGGACUUCUUCAAGAAUCUGUUCAAGUUAGAGGAAUUAGAUAUCUCCAGAAAUUCCCUGAAUUCCUUGCCUCCUGGGGUUUUCGAGGGUAUGCCGCCAAAUCUAAAGAAUCUCUCCUUGACCAAAAAUGGGCUCAGAUCUUUCCCUUGGGACAGACUCCAGUUACUGAAGCAUUUGGAAACUUUGGACCUCAGCCACAACCACCUGACGACUGUACCUCAGAGAUUGGCCAACUGUUCCAAAAGUCUCACAAAACUGAUUCUUAAGCAUAAUCAAAUCAGGCAGUUGACAAAAUAUUUUCUAGAAGAUGCUUUGCAAUUGCGCUAUCUAGACAUCAGUUCAAAUAAAAUCCAGGUCAUUCAGAAGACUAGCUUCCCAGAAAAUGUCCUCAACAAUCUGAAGAUGUUGCUUUUACAUCACAAUCACUUUCUGUGCAACUGUGAUGCUGUGUGGUUUGUCUGGUGGGUUAAUCAUACAGAUGUGACUAUUCCAUACCUGGCCACUGACGUGACUUGUGCAGGUCCAGGAGCACACAAAGGUCAAAGUGUCAUAUCCCUGGAUCUGUAUACGUGUGAGUUAGAUCUCACAAACCUGAUUCUGUUCUCAGUGUCCAUAUCAUCAGUCCUCUUUCUUAUAGUAGUUAUGACAACAAGUCACCUCUUUUUCUGGGAUAUGUGGUACAUUUAUUAUUUUUGGAAAGCCAAGAUAAAGGGGUAUCAACAUCUGCAAUCCAUGGAGUCUUGUUAUGAUGCUUUUAUUGUGUAUGACACUAAAAACUCAGCCGUGACAGAAUGGGUUUUGCAGGAGCUGGUGGCAAAAUUGGAAGAUCCAAGAGAAAAACACUUCAAUUUGUGUCUAGAAGAAAGAGACUGGCUACCAGGCCAGCCAGUUCUAGAAAACCUUUCCCAGAGCAUACAGCUCAGCAAAAAGACAGUGUUUGUGAUGACACAGAAAUAUGCUAAGACUGAGAGUUUUAAGAUGGCGUUUUAUUUGUCUCAUCAGAGGCUCAUGGAUGAAAAAGUGGAUGUGAUUAUCUUGAUAUUCUUGGAAAAGCCUCUUCAGAAGUCUAAGUUUCUUCAGCUCAGGAAGAGACUCUGCAGCAGCUCCGUCCUUGAGUGGCCUGCAAAUCCACAGGCUCAGCCAUACUUCUGGCAGUGCCUGAAAAAUGCCCUGACCACAGAUAAUCAUGUGACUUAUAGUCAAAUGUUCAAGGAAACAGUCUAGCUCUCUGAAGAAUGUCACCACCUAGGACAUGCCUGGGUACCUGAAGUUUUCAUAAAGUUUUCCAUAAAUGAAGGUCUGAAUUUUUCCUAACAGUUGUCAUGGCUCAGAUUGGUGGGAAAUCAUCAAUAUAUGGCUAAGAAAUGAAGAAGGGGAGAGUGAUAGAAGAUAACUGCUUUCUUCAUGCUGCCAUGCUCAACUCUGAAAUAUUGGUGCCUAGGAGAAAACACAAGGCUUUGAUUUAUCUGCAUACAAUUGAGAAGAGCCACACAUCUAUCUGCCCUGAAGAAAUACUAGUAGUUUCAAUAGUAGGGUAAAAAUUAUACAAGCUCUAUCUCUCUGAUACUGAACUGUACCAGAGUUCAAUGAAAUAAAAGCCCAGAGAACUUCUCAGUAAGUUGUUUCACUAUCAUGUAGUAUCCACCAUGGAAUACACCACAAAAGCAGUUACUGGUACAGGGCAGUUGG
Messenger RNA from Mus pahari (shrew mouse), 3627 nucleotides. RefSeq names its product toll like receptor 7 (gene Tlr7). The transcript has 2 exons. Gene Ontology annotation, biological process: toll-like receptor signaling pathway; positive regulation of interleukin-6 production; defense response to virus. Gene Ontology annotation, cellular component: plasma membrane. The coding region runs from base 1 to 3162 and encodes 1053 amino acids. Gene Ontology annotation, molecular function: protein binding; pattern recognition receptor activity. NCBI's taxonomy places the organism in Eukaryota, Metazoa, Chordata, Mammalia, Rodentia, Muridae. The record is from RefSeq and is a predicted model, not a curated record.